AUGAAUGCUCAUAGUUACAGCGUUUACAAUGCCGUCUAUGCUGUGGCACAUGCUCUGAAGGCCGUGCGCUCUUCCAAACUCAAAGGGGGUCAAAAAAUGGAUGAGAGGAGAUGGAAGCUCUUCCUCCAAUCACCUUGGCAAGUAAUGUUGUUUUCCUGGGGUUGUUUCCCCCCUCUUUUCUUCUUCUUCCUUCAGCUCCACCGCUUCUUGCAACAAGUCUCCUUUAACAACAGUGCUGGAGUACAGGUUUCUUUUGGCCCCAAUGGGCAAUUAGAAACUGGAUUUGAUAUUUUCAAUUGGGUCACAUUUCCAAACAAGUCCUUUCUGAAAGUCCAAAUUGGAAAAAUCGACCCCCUGGCUCCCCCAGAAAAACUACUCACCAUUUCUGCCAAGGACGCUGUUUGGCCUCUCAUGUUUAAUCAGGCAUUACCUCUUUCCAUCUGUAACGAAGAGUGUCCCCUUGGCCAUAGCAAGAUAAAAGUGGAAGGAAAAUUAUCCUGUUGCUAUGAUUGCAAAAUAUGUCCAGAAGGGAAGAUAGCUGACCAAUUAGACUUAGAUGACUGUUUCCCAUGUCCAGAGAAUCAAUAUCCAAACAAGGAUAAGAAUAGUUGCCUUCCAAAACAGAAACAGAAGAACUUUUCUGAACAUAAUGUCAGACUCCAUCUCUUAUCAGCCAGACAAGGUACAAGGGAAGUCAGCCAAUCAAGGUCUUGAACACAUACACCCCCAGCCUCAGGACAUUUUGUGAAAUUUGUAGAGCCAAGCUGACACAUGGUACUCUCUCCUUAAAAAGAAUGGUGUCGACAGUUUAAAU
This is a messenger RNA of Pantherophis guttatus, 814 nucleotides long. Lineage: Eukaryota; Metazoa; Chordata; Lepidosauria; Squamata; Colubridae. The record is from RefSeq and is a predicted model, not a curated record.